AUGCUGGUGAAGGAAAGUGAGGGUUUUAGGUCCUGUGGCGGCGACAAAGGCACUUUCGGAGACGUUUCCGUAGGCGAAGGGAAGACUGUGACUUUGGAGGGAUCAGCAAUUUGUGAUGAUGUAUUCACAGCAUUGCCAUCUACCUGCUCGUCGUCGAGUGAUUCCCUACAUAACACGAACUCCGCCUCAAGGUCCGGAAAAUUCGGCGACAGACCCGGCGAAGAAGAAGACGUCGUUGAAGGUAGAGCCAGCUGGCAGGGCGGCAUCUCUUCGUCUUUCAAGUCGAUCGCCCCCGGCCUUGGCUUCAGCUUCGCAUUCGCAGGAGUUGAAAAAUUGGCGGACAUCGAUCUCUGUUCACAAGUCACAGGAACAGUGAAGACGACCGGCGCCGUGAGUAAUGGACACAGUUCGAAGAGGCGAGAAAGGGUAUUCACGUUUUCGUCUUUCGUGUUCAACUGCUCCAUGGUCACCGUUGAAGGUGCAGAUGGCUCCUCUACGUCCGCAACUACAGUAACCAAACCAGAACCACAUUUGUCCUGA
This is a messenger RNA of Soboliphyme baturini, 540 nucleotides long. Lineage: Eukaryota; Metazoa; Nematoda; Enoplea; Dioctophymatida; Soboliphymatidae. The record is from the annotation of a GenBank genome assembly.